Messenger RNA from Anguilla anguilla (European eel), 6346 nucleotides. It is a transcript of the gene bmp10, whose product is annotated as bone morphogenetic protein 10. Gene Ontology annotation, cellular component: extracellular region. Gene Ontology annotation, molecular function: growth factor activity; cytokine activity. Gene Ontology annotation, biological process: SMAD protein signal transduction; BMP signaling pathway. The record is from RefSeq and is a predicted model, not a curated record. The coding region runs from base 1792 to 3279 and encodes 495 amino acids. Lineage: Eukaryota; Metazoa; Chordata; Actinopteri; Anguilliformes; Anguillidae. The transcript has 2 exons.
CAGGGAUGAGAUGAGAGAGAGCGCUACGCGACCGCCUCUUUCCGUCCGCGCGGCCGCCUCUCACUGCGGCUCUGGCCUCAGGCCCGGCCGGCUAAUUGGCUUUUCAACACCCUGCGGAGACGCGUGCGCGAGUCUCACAAGUCGACCGUUGCCGAGCGCCGGCCAAUCGCCCGGUUCCAACAGCAGCCCCCCGCUGAAAAUUUCCGUGCGGGCAUUCCAAUCUUUUCCGGAGCUACGCCGCCAUAUUAGGGCACUCGACAUGGUGCGCCACCGUUAUCGCCGGCGAGAAGAAUUCCGGUGAUGGAGGAACCCCUCGCCCACGGGACGGUAGGACAACGGACAAUUCAAGAGCAUCUCCUCGGAAGUCGCCGCUUUGGACCGUGCGUUUGAAACGGGGUUCAAUUGAGGGCCGAGGUGACACAUUGUCCGAGCUUUUAAGUGACAUGAAAAAGUGAUAAAGCAGUUUCCGACUGUUGGCUCUGUUGCAGUUCCUGUACCUGAUCCUACCGCAUGUGUAGUUUUCAGGCGGUUGAAAUCUAAAGUUCUCUGCAACAAGCAGUUUACUUUUCUAAAUUUCAAAGUGUAUUUUUUUCUUAAUCUUUGCAGAGAACAUUUAUUUUUACUUCAUAUUGGAAAAUACAUUUGAAGGGGUUAUUAAUCUAAAUUAACAUUAUAAUCCCUUCAAAAAUUGUUUUAUGAGCAUACUGAAAACAAAUAUAUCAUUUUUUAAGCUUUUCACCAAAAUUGUUAAAAAGUUGUUCCAAUGUCUUCCCUCAAAUGGCACAAAAUGACAAAGUGAUACAUUCCAGCUUUUUAAUCUAUCAAUACUCCGCCUCAGUUCAUCUUUCACCACACCUCAUUUCAUUUCCAUUUUAUUAUUAGGAUUCUGUAUGCACCAAACGCACUUCCCAGCGCAAUCUGCAUUCAGGACCCAGCAAGUGAGAGAGACUGAGGGGGUUAUCUGAAAAACGGUCAAUGAAGCAGGAACUCAUCCUCCUAAAUAUGCAGUUUAUGAAAUAAAUGAACAGGCCAACAUGUUAUUCUCUUCCUAUCCCACCCAUAAAGUACUAUAAAAACCGUCAAACUCUCAAGAAAACUGCAGAACCCCGAAUCGCAACGAUGUUUACAAAGACCUCAUUAGGGAAAGGGUCCUGAUAAGAACACACAUAGGGACACCACACACACACACACACACACACACAGAAAAAAAUGCAGAGCUUCCCAUUUCAUAGAUAAGGGAGCAAAAGAAAGAAAGAGAGAAGGAGAGAGAGAGAGAAAGAAAAAAGUCAAAACAGGAGUAAAGAGAUGCCGCAGUGGGACCGGAUCGAGCCGCACUCGCGCCGCGGACGUAAACUUUGAGGGGAAAAAAGAGGACGAGAAGCGUGCGUCGGACAAAAAGGGUCCAAUAAAAGGACCGAGCCAAAGGUUGGGGACAGUCACAAGUCACAACACAAGCGAGAGGAGGGCAGCAGCACUGACAAACCUGUCAGUACGGAGGGGUUGACAAAUCUCGCCAGCCUCUCGUACCCUGUCACAAGACCCACAAGGACUCACCUUGCUUUUUAAAAAAAAAAAAACAUUUCACAACAAAUCGCAAGAAGGAGAAGCGAAGAGAGGAGCCCAGGAGAGGAGACUGAAGAUAUUUUUUUUGUGUUUUUUUGGGUGGAAAAUUUAUAUGAUUUUUUGUGCAUCUAUUAUUUUAACAAAUAUCAUUUCCAUUGGUUGGAUACCCGCGCCUGCAGAUUACAGUGCAUAUUGCCGAAAAGGACCCAGGAACCCAACUCUUUCCUCAUGACAAUGGCUGUUGCCACGGUGAUGACCUUCAUCCCCCUUCUCCCUCUUCUCCUGCUGUGGCCCCGUUCUGGCCAGGGGAGCCCCAUUCUGUCCCCGGAGGAGCCCCGUCUCGCUCCGGGCCUGGGGAACGGGCACGGGGGCUUCGUGGACCCCUCGCUCCUGGAGCAGGACGGCGAGCUGGACAUGCAGAACCUUCUGGAAACCCUGCGAGGCCAGUUCCUCCGCACCUUCAACCUGACGGGUCUGGGGCCCCCUCCGCAGCCCAACGGGGGUCCCCGGGCGGAGCCGCCCGAGUACAUGAUGGAGCUCUACAACCGUUUCGCCAACGACCACACCGCCAUGCCGGCCGCCAACAUCGUCCGGAGCUUCAAGAAUGAAGACACUUCUCCUGACAGCGUCGGCAGCGGUGGUGUGAGGAAGCACCCGCUGCUGUUCAACGUGUCGAUCCCGCACCACGAGCGAGUCACCUCCGCCGAGCUGCGCCUGUACACCCUGGUCCAGCGAGACCGGCACAUCUACGCCGGCGUGGACCGCAGGGUGACCGUGUUCGAGGUCCAGGGGGGGCAGAGCGCCGGGAGAACGGGGGACGAGAUGAGAGACGAGAGCGACAGGAUGAGAGGAGGCGAAGGAGGAGAGGAGGGCGGAGGAGGGGGGGAGGCCAGGCUGCUGGAGCUGGCCUCGCGGCGGGUCUACGGCACGGACAACGGCUGGGAGUCCUUCGACCUGACCGCCGCCGUCCACCGCUGGCGCAAGUCAGAGUACGGCACCACCCACAGGCUGGAGGUCCACAUCGCCAGCCUCACCGGCGAGGAGGAGGAGUCAGAGGCAGAGGGCGGGGCCGGGGCCGGGGCCGGGGCCUUGGGGGGCGACAUGGAGAUCGACGUGAGCCCCGAGGCCAAACACAAGCCCCUGAUGAUCGUGUUCUCCGACGACCAGAGCAGCGACCACCGCGGCGACAAGCGGGAGAUCAACGAGAUGAUCGGGCACGAGACCGUGGGCGCGGGGCUCCAGGACAACCUGGACCUGGACCUCAACGGGCUCUGGGGCGACGGGGAGGGCAGGGGAAAGCGGGAGGGCGAGGCGGAGGAGGACGAAGAGGCGCUCAUUCAGAUGCGCUCCAACCUGAUCUACGACACGGCCUCCAGGAUUCGCCGCAACGCCAAGGCCAACCAGUGCAAGAAGACGUCCCUCUAUGUGGAGUUCAAGGACAUCGGCUGGGACUCCUGGAUCCUGGCGCCCACCGGCUACGAGGCCUUCGAGUGCAACGGCGUCUGCAACUUCCCGCUGACCAAACACGUCACGCCCACCAAGCACGCCAUCAUCCAGACCCUGGUCAGCAUGAAGAGUCCACAGAGGGUCUCCCAGGCCUGCUGCGUCCCCACCAAACUGGACCCCAUCUCCCUCCUGUACAUGGACGAGACCGGCGUGGUCACCUACAAGUACAAGUACGACGGCAUGGUGGUCGCGGAAUGCGGCUGUCGAUAGUCCCGCCCUCCGGAGGGGGAGGAGCUUAGACUCUUGAAACAGUGAUGAGGAGGACAUUGGGAGUUUUUUUUUUUUUUAAAGUAGUAUCAAAAAACAAAAUACACAAAAGGGACUAUAAUCUGAUGAACACCUUGCUGAAAGAAAGCCACCACUUCACAAGUUUAAAAAAAAUAAAAAUAAUUUGCGCCAAUCAGAAGGCUAUAAAAAUAACAUAAUUACCAUAGAAUAUCACGGUCAAAGUAUUACUUUCGUCCAGCUCCAACGUCUAAACUGGGCCUAAGGGGUAGAAAGUGGUAAUGAGAGACUGGGAAUCGAUUCGAGAAAUGUGUUUCUCUGGUAUAGCAGGAAAGAUGGAGGCAGGAGAGUGGGGAAUGUAUGCCAGUGGGUGAGGGUGCGAGUCCAUGUGUAUUUAUGUAAAGUUGCUGUAGGUUCUUACUGCUUGUAAAUGUGUAUAUUUUGUAUUUCAGGAAAGAGAAUAUUUAAUUAUGAUGUACAGUACAAUAUAAUUAAUAUAAAUCUGUGAUCUGUGAAAUGAAAAAAAAAAACAAAAAAAAAACAGAACAGGAAAUCAGAAUCAAUGACGUGUAGUAACAUUUUCUCUCUCACACACUCAGAACACACCCAACGAAAUGUUUAAAAAAUAAAAAGCCAUCUAGCUCCUGAGUGAAAUAUCGGCUUACUCUAUAGCAGGGGUGCUCAAAAAGGGCUAAUCCAUUUCAGGUUUUUAUGCCAACUCAACUGCCAACUGCUCUCAAUUAUGUGAAUUAGCUAAAUGAUCUACUUGACCUGACAAAGUUGUAUGCCAUGGCUGCUGACUGCAAAUUUACCCUUUGGUAAAACAUUUUUCUGUGGUCAGAGUAAAACAUUUUGUUCUGUGGCUGGAGCAAAAACCAGCACCGAACUCUCCCUCCAGGAAUCGGGAGUUGUGCACCCCUGCGUUACAGGCAUAAUUUCAGCACGGAGGUCCAGAAUGUAGUGACCAUGCAUGUGAUAUACAUGCAUAGUUGGUCAGAUCCAAAAGUUACAUCAGCAGUAUAGGGAGAAACAGACUGAGGAACAUGAAUAGCUUGUGACAUCCAAUUGUCAUUUUCUCUUCAGUUUUUUUUAUGUAUGUAUUUAUUGUCUUGACAGAGCCAGUACUGCACAUGCAAUGUACAGAGCUAGUAGGCCUCUGUCUGGGUUAUCUACAGACCACAGCCAAUGUGUUAAGUUGGUGAAUCAGAGGGACUGGAGAAAGUUUGCGGUUUUAAGGACUGAUAUCUGAUUGGAUCAGGAGACUGACUCUGUGGGCUGUGGUGUCUCUUUUCCUGAACUGUAACGGAAAGUGAGUUUUCGGGGCGAGAGAAUUCUGGCUGUGCUUGCCAGGUUACUGUGGCCUCCUACGAUGAGGAUGAGAACAGAAGUACAGGAACCCCUUUAAGAGAGAGGCCAUUGCUUUAGAGUAGAUGUCCACCUUCAGAUAGGCAACGUCCACCUCCUGCCUCAAAGUCCACCAGGGGCGGGUUAAAUACUUUGGUUCCUGCAUCUACAAGACUGUGACUUUGUCCUGUGACUUUAGUUUUGCAUUCCCUGGAAAACUACGAGAACAGCUGUGGAAAGAGAGCUGUCGCCCUCCACCAAAAGUGUGAAUUUCCACUCGCCAAAUCUCCUCACGAGACAGGAAUUUCCUGACACGCUGAAACGGACAUCUCAUCGCACAAAAACUCUGCCAGGACACAAAACAUGGCAGCGUUAAAAGUGUUCACCGGACACGUCCGAGCUGGACGACCUGCGCGUUUCCACAAGCCUUCGCGAUAAUAAGCUUUCACAGGGUCCCGGAGGGCCGGACGCCGCUGCCGGGCCAGGGGCUGCAGAGCCCAGUGGAGCGACAGAUUGGCUCUCCUCCACCGACACUGAUUGCUUGAUUCAUUUCUUCCUCUCCUCUUAUCAUCGCUCCUUCGCUCGCCUCCCGCCCUCCCGACGUCCCAGCGAGUGGGGGGAGGGGCUGACAAAGACAAAAACCUCCCCAAGCUGGACUGCACCGCUUCUCUCCGGCUGAGUCCUCGAUGCCCCCUCUCCUCCUCUCCCCUCUUGUGGGGGGGAGGGGGGGGGGGUUAUCUCCCUCCGAGCCUCCCUGGGGAGUCACAUGCCGUGCGACCUCCUCCCCCCUCUCCUUCACGCGGGACCGAUAAGGAGGUGUUGAGACUGAGAAACAUGCGCACCGUCGGCCCCGGAACGGACGCCAUUCCCGAAAAGGGAUGGGGGACGGAGGGGGAGGGCUUGUGCGUGUGUGAUGGGGUGAGAGUGAGGGGUUGAGGAGGGCUGGGGUGGGGGUGCAGAGUGGGAGAGAAAGGCUGUCAAGAUUCCUGGGUUUGAACAGCCACCGACUGUACUACUGGCUCCACUCACUGGCACAUUGACCCUGCCCUCAACCUUCUGGGGCCCCCGAACACAAGUGCCUCUAACUCUCCACCUCCCUGUCCCUUGUCCCUUUUCCCCAUCAAUCCCAAACUAUAUGCUACUGUACUCUCUCUCUCUCUCUCUCUCUCUCUCUCUCUGGCUCUCUCACUCUCUCUCUGUCUACCUCUCUCCUCUAUCCCUCCCUCUCUACCUUUACUUCUCUCUCCCUCCCCACUCUCUCUGUAUCCUUCACUGUUUUGGAAUAGCACCCCUCCUGCCCUUAUCAAUGCUCAGCUAAGAGGAUAAGUGGUGGAAAAAAAAUCCCACCAACCGCCCCCCCGCCCCCCCCACUCCCAGCCCUGUUUGGAGACUCAAGGACAAAUAACUGUCAGAAUUCCUUCGCUGAUGUGUCUGCCCAGUCUGGAACUUUCUUAGGGACACAGUCACCCGUGAGCCUUGCCUUUCCCAAAAAUCUGUACUCCACAAAUACUCAAACUGAGCCGCCAACCCGUCUGUGCUGCUUCCGUUUAUAGAACUCCUAUUUAUUUGAUUAAUUUAUUGAUUUUAUUGUUCCAAAGAGGUGAUGAUGUAAAACAAUAUAUAUUGUGUAUACAUACCAAAAUUAUACUUUAGAAAAAAAAAACACAAUGGAAUUGUUUCUUUUAUUUAUAAAAAAUGUUUUCAUGCA